Messenger RNA from Herpailurus yagouaroundi (jaguarundi), 528 nucleotides. Its product is annotated as tripartite motif-containing protein 15-like. The transcript has 2 exons. The annotation marks the transcript as partial. Lineage: Eukaryota; Metazoa; Chordata; Mammalia; Carnivora; Felidae. The record is from RefSeq and is a predicted model, not a curated record.
CUACAGGACGGUGUCAGGACUCAGUUGGAAGCCCUGAGGGUGGAGGGAGAAGAGAUUGAGGACAUAAAGAGUCGGGAAGACCAGAAGUUCCAAAUGCUUCUGACUCACAUCGAAAUCAGGAAGCAGCAGGUAGAAGCCGUGUUUGAGAAGUUGCAGCAGGAGCUGAGGGAACAGCGGGGCCUCCUGCUGGCCAGGCUGAGGGGGCUGGAGGUGCAGGUCUGCGAGGAGCGAGAAGACUACAUCUCCAAGUUCUCCGAGGAGGUUGCCAGGCACAGAGCUGAGGCCAAGGAGCUGGAGAACUGCCAGCAGCUGGCAAGUGUCCUGCUACAUGUGGGGGGCUGUCCACAACCUGCCUCGUGGGAUGGGAGAGGGAUUGCUCAGGCAGGGACAGCAGCUGAGGUUGGGAGAUGCUGCAGAGGGGCAGGAGAGGGGAGCAGAGGUCUUCUGCUAGGAGGGACUGGUAGCUGUCGGGUUUCUUCAGCCCAGAGACGCUACAGAGGGGCAGACCCCGAAAGGCUGGUGACUUGA